AUGGAGGAGGCGAAGCGGGACCGAGGUGUCCUUGUCAAUGCUUGCUGCCCUGGCUGGGUGAAGACAGACAUGACCAGAGGCGGUGGAGCUAAAACGCCAGAUCAGGGCGCUCAAACGCCCGUCAUGUUGGCCCUCCACGAUAUCGGCGGCAAGACUGGUGGCUUCUGGCAGAAUGAAAAGGAGAUUGAGUGGUGA
Messenger RNA from Anthostomella pinea, 195 nucleotides. The record is from the annotation of a GenBank genome assembly. NCBI's taxonomy places the organism in Eukaryota, Fungi, Ascomycota, Sordariomycetes, Xylariales, Xylariaceae.